GGUCAAACCAUCUAUUCAUUUGAGUACUCCAUUCGCCUGAUACCCGGCACUCCCUUCAAGCCUGGAGUGGUAACAUGUGACGGUCAGAAUUUUGUGGCCAUUGGAGCAGAUAAAGGUAGUAAAGAUGCGAUAUAUGUUUUCAAUGUUCGAAAUGGCAGUCUUAGCAGCAAAAUUCCCAUGAAGCAAGCAGUUCUUAAGGAUGUGAGCAGUUUGGUUGCGAUGCCGCACAGGGGGAACCUAGUGGCGCUCAUCGACCCCGACAAAGCCAGCAUCCUCGACACCAAGCACAAACGCAUAGUGCGACACGUUCCCAAGUGGGGAGGAAGUUGCACGAAUGAUGGUCGAUACGGUUUAUAUGCACCCUCAAGAGGCGGGCUGGAGUUAUUGGAAUUAAAACAUGGAAACAGUGUUAAGACAUACAUACCCAAAGUGGCGGAAGGUGUCUUCACAGUGAUAUGUAUGUUCAAUAAAACUGAUGAAUAUGUCAUGUACUAUCAUAGUGGCAAGAAAACACUUCGAGUCUUCCGCACAUCGGAUACUCAAAUGAUAGCAAAUUUCCGAGUGCAAGCAGAACUGAGUGCAAUUGAGAGUACUGAAGACGGGAAGGCCAUCGUACUGGGUACAGUGGAUGGCUGUCUGUCGGUGCUUGCAAUUGCCGAUCCUUCCAAAGCAGAGAUGAAAGACUUUUUGACUACCCUGCCAUCGCGAGAUGAAGAAUGGAAGAAAAAAAUAGAGAAACUCAAAGCUACGACACGUUUCAAGGCUGCUGCUUCAAUAGCAAAACUGUCAACACACUUCCUAAACAACGAGGACAGCAGUGAAGAUGAUGAAGCAAACAACAAUGAUUAACGUAUUUAGUACAUCCAGGACAGAAAACAUCUGGAAGCUUUUUUAUGCUGUUACCAGCUAUUUGUUUAGUUAUUGUGCUUAACACAAAGGCACAUGACCCUGAUGCAUAAAGCAAAAAACGCAUUUUGUCUGCAUUUUGCUUGUGCAUUUUGUUGUGUUUAGUUGUGCAAACAUUCCAUAUACAUUGUUCAUAAUCAUGUUCUGAAAAAAUGAAAUAAAAAGCUCUAAAUAAUGCAUUACCUUCCAUUAGUAAAAAAAGUCCACAGUCAUUUUAAUUAAUCGCCACAGUUUUAGUUCUAGCACUUCAUUGAAAGAAGUGAAAAAUUUAAGCGACACUCCAAUCCUAAUUUAUGUUUUCUGAUUCUAACAGUUUUCAAAAUUCUUAUUACGGUACAGGUUUCUUUUUUAGAAAUUGUAUUAUUCAAGAUAUGGCACACCAAACCCCGACUUCCGAGAAUAAAGUGUUUUUUGGGGAGUUUCAUGUGGUUCCGAUGUGCAGUUUACGUCCAGAUGAAACCAAGCUUCAUCACUAAAAACAAG
Molecule: messenger RNA, 1389 nt
Organism: Gryllus bimaculatus (two-spotted cricket)
Lineage: Eukaryota; Metazoa; Arthropoda; Insecta; Orthoptera; Gryllidae
Source: the annotation of a GenBank genome assembly